This is a messenger RNA of Ilyonectria robusta, 901 nucleotides long. RefSeq names its product cwf21 domain-containing protein. Bases 92 to 598 code for a protein of 168 amino acids. NCBI's taxonomy places the organism in Eukaryota, Fungi, Ascomycota, Sordariomycetes, Hypocreales, Nectriaceae. The transcript is spliced from 2 exons. The record is from RefSeq and is a predicted model, not a curated record.
CAGCUUUCCUUCGCCGAUUCCUUCGAGCUGGGAAGAAGCCGUCUGCACAACACCCACAAAUCCAACUACACGGCUCGACCCCUCUAUCAUAAUGUCUGACAACGUCGGCCUCACCACUCCCCGCGGUAGCGGCACCUCUGGCUAUGUCCAGCGCAACCUCGCCCAUAUGAGGCCCCGCGACUUCGGCGCGCCCUACCCCAAGGACCUGGACAGUUUGCGACACAAACAGCGACAACCAGACAAGGGCAUUCUUGAACACGAUCGCAAACGAGAGGUUGAGGUCAAGGUCUUUGACUUGAGAGACAAGCUUGAGGAGGACGAGGUCGAUGAAGAUGAGAUCGAACGACAAUGCAACGAACUCCGACAAAAGCUACUUGCCGAGAUGAACUCCGGGAGGAAGGGCUCAGGCCCUCGGAAGGCCUUCAAGGAGCACCAGGUCCACGAGAUGGCCGAUGCCAAGAUCAAGGAGAGCGAGCGUCUACGGAGAGCCUUGAAGAUCAGCUCCGGCUACGAAGAAGGCAGCCACUGGAAGCGACAAGAGGAGAGGUUACGCAGUGCCUUGGAAAAGGAAGAAGGAGGGGGGGAGAAGAAGGACUAAGCACACCGCCUCGUCGACGAUCCAGACAGACGAGAGCCUCUUGGGUCGGUUCCGGGGAUGCAACAAGGGACAAGGGGCGACACAGCCUGCCGCUGGUGCGGGCCAAAGUGUCCGAGACACUACUUGAGGCUGAGGCGGAACCGCUUUCAUUGCAAUUUAGGCGCAUGCUGUUUCGGUUAUUUCUCUCCGGUUGCGCAUGAUCUCUGCAGGUCAAGCGGAACAGUACGUCCGGUUUCCAGUGCCACCUUGUCUUUAUCCCCGCGGGAGAACACUCGACUUCAUUUUUUUUUUUUUUUUUUAUUU